Molecule: messenger RNA, 920 nt
Organism: Lindgomyces ingoldianus
Lineage: Eukaryota; Fungi; Ascomycota; Dothideomycetes; Pleosporales; Lindgomycetaceae
Exons: 2
Coding region: 23-721 (232 amino acids)
Biological process (GO): RNA splicing
Cellular component (GO): precatalytic spliceosome
Source: RefSeq, a predicted model, not a curated record
ACCACACCACAUCAUCGCAAACAUGGCGCCCAGAGGAGGCCGCCCAGACAGCACGUCAGCGCGGGACGAUACUGCCGAUAACCACGACAGAGAUCGCAACAAGGACAGAGGCAGGAAUGUUCGAAACGGAGAACGAGAUCGCGUAGGCACACCAACCCGCGACUCCAACCCUCCAAGUCGCGCCCGGCUUGACAGCCCGAACGGUCCCCCAAGAUCGCCUCGCGAGCGCGGAGUGCGACGGAACUACGACGCGAGAGAUCGAUACGGAGGUCGCGACCGCUCACGGAGCCCUCACCGACGCGGCGGAAGGCGACAUGACCGUUCACCAGAUCGACGAGAUAAGAAAGAUCGGGACGACAAUGACAGAAGCACAUACCGUGACCGUGAGCCGCCAAAGGGUCCACGUGGAGGAGGGGCAUAUCGCAAGCCGGAUACCAGGCCCGCAGCACCAGCGAAGACACCAACACCCGCGCCCGUGAAAGCAGAGCCUAAGGAGGUGGAGAUGGAGGACGUUAUGCAGGAUUGUCCUGAGGGCAUGGACCCUGAGGAUUGGAUGAUGCACAGGCUGAUGGGAUUUACACAGUUCAAGUCGACCAAGGACACGAAGGUGCCAGGCAACGACAAGAACUAUGGCGUGAGGAAGGACAAGCUCAUGGCGGCUCGCCAAUACAUGAACAGGCAAGGAGGGUUUAAUAGACCGCUGUCUCCAUCUCGAAAUUAGGGUCUCUGCUGUGGCAAAAGGAACUACUACGCCGUUCUGGCUUCGUCCCACGGGUCUCAAGCAUUUCAAAGGCUAUUCCGAGGUGGUUAUUCUCUGGCUUGGUUUCAUUCUAGAUGGCCUCUCAAGCAUGGCGAAGGAGUUGAGGGUUAUAUAGCUAGUCAAUGAGGCCCCGAUCAUAAUGGGAGCGCCUUUUCUCAUG